AUGUCAAUGGACGCGUCUCUGCCCUCGCCGCCUUUUCUCGAGCCGACCCACGUCGCGCUCGCGCUGCUGCGGCUCGCGAUCCGCCGCUUCGAGGCCGCGCUGACGCCGCGCGUCAAGCAGUGGGCGUUCGAGACGUGGGGCGACGAGCCGCAAGGCGUCGCGGCCGAGGAGCGGGAGCGGCUCAAGGCAAAGCACGACUACGUGCCUCGCUGGGCGCACCUGUGCCGCGAGUGCCUGAGCGAGAAUUUUGCGCGCGACUUCAACAAGGACUACCUCGACGAGUGGGACGCCUACCGCCUCGGCGAGGUCAUCCAGCUCCACCUCGACGCCUUCAAGCCGCCGCCCGCGAGGGAGAGCGACGCGGCGAGCGAGAUCUACCGGAACCGCGUGCACCACGUCGGCUUCCUGCGCAACAGCCUGGCCCACCCGUCGCUCGGCCAGCCCUCCGUCUCCGAGUGCCUCGCCGGCAGCAAGGCCGUCCUCGAGGUGCUGCGAGCGCACGGAGAGGGCGUCGGCGAGGCGGCGCUGGCCCUGCCGCUGCUGCAGCGCAUUGCAGAGGCGGAGGCGGAGCGGCGCGCCGCGCCGGGCAGCCCGUCGAGCGUGAUGGGCGAGGGCACGCCGCUCGUCGUCGACCUGACCGUCGACCUCAGCGACGAGCAGCUGCGCCACUCGGUGCUCGAGAGCGCCCUACAACACACAGCGGCGGCGCUGGGCGGCGCCAUCUGCGAGCGGUGGGAGGGGGCGCCGCCGCCGUGGCUGAAGCUGCCGAUGGACCUAGCGGGGAAGCCGCCGGGUGGCGGGAAGUCCAUCUGCGCCGCGCUGAUGAGCCACGGCAAGGAGCUCAAGAAGAAGUGGCCGGCGGCGGCUGCGAAGAAGGCGUCUCUCGAGCCUCUGAUGGGAAAAGCGGGGGCGCUGCUGGCGGCGAGGCACGACCGCGAGCACGGCAAGCUCGACAGCUUCGACUGGGCGCGGGUCGGCGGGCUAGUAGGCGAUCUGGCCGAUGCCUUUGACUCGCUGCAGCUGCCGGCGGGGCGGCUUCUAGAGCUGGCGGCGGCGAGGGGAGGAGAGGCGGCGGCGGAGCUGGACCAGGCUUUCCAGCAGCUACAGCUGUCGGGCGCGCACGGCUACCUCGUCGGCCGCGACAGCUUGGUGGAGGAGGUGGCGGCGCGGCUGCGAGACUCUGCGCAUUGCGUCGCGGCGCUGCACGGCGAGUCUGGCGCCGGCAAGACGGUCGCGGCGAUCGCGGUCGGGUUCGCGACGCAAGCUGAGCUGCCGUGGCAGGAGUUCAUGCAGGGCAGCUCGCCGCUGACGUUCCGGCAGGAGCUGGCCCGCUUCGCUCGCACGCACGCGACCGGCUUGGCGGCGGACGCAGAUGAGGUAGAGGCGGUGGAGGCGGCGCGACGGCACUUUGCGGCGAGCAGCGGCUGGCUGCUGAUAGUGGAUGAUAUCGGGGCGGGCGAGGCGGCGCUGGCGGGCGUGCUUGCGCUGCUGCCGCGAGGGAGCGACGGGCGGGUGGCGGGGCGGGUGCUUCUGACGAGCCAGCGGCGGGAGGCGUUGCCGGAGGAGGUGGCGGCGUGGGAGGUGGGCGGGCUGAGCACGGACGAGUCGAUGCAGCUGCUGGCGGCGGGGCGGCCGCCGAUAGGAGAUGCGAUCCUGAGCGACGAGGAGGUUGGAUUGCGGCGCUACUUGGAGGAGGAGCUGAGCAGCGGCCAGGGCGGCGCAGCUAGCACGCAACUCCCUCUCGACGUGGCGCUCCUCAAGAGCGCGUUCGUCGGCUUGCAGGACAAGAAGGGGCCGGACGGCGCAGUGACUGAGACGGCGCUGGAGCGGGCGCGGGGCAUCAUGCGGCGGUGGCGGGCGGAGCCGAUGCCGAGUCUGGAGGGGGCGCACGACGUGCAGAAGCGGUGCGUGCGGCGGCGGCACGGCGCUGUGCGGGAGCUGAUCCGGCGGCUCGACGAGUGCGGCUUGGAGGGGGAGAUGGUUGCUGCGGCGCGGUCGCUGCUGGCGAUGCUGUCGGUGCUGAAUGCAGACGGCGUGCCGUCGCGGCUAUUUGCGUCGCGGGAGGGGCUGGGCGAGGGCUCUGGCAUGGGCGGUGGCUCGCUGUUUGGCGACAGCGGGCUCUUCGCAUCCGCCGCCACGGCUCUGGAGGCGGUGGGGCUGGUUCGCAUCGAGGGCGGCGACGCUUUGCACAUGCACCAGCUCGUCCAGCGGUCGGCGAGGCACGUGCUGACGCGCGCGCCAACAGCGGAGGAGCUGCUGCCGGAGCGGUCGCUGGCGGAGUGGGGGGCGCUGCGGGCUGUGCUGGGUGCUCGCUUUGUGCCGCGUGCCGGCGAGCACAGCCACCGCGAGGACGUCGACGCGCUGCAGCCAUGCGUUGAGGCGCUGCACGGUGCGGGCGUGCUGUCGCCGCUUUGGCAGGCGGCGCUGGCAGGCGGCCUUGGCGGGUGGCAUAACGGCAGGGGUGGGAUGGCUCAUUGGGAGGUGGGGGAGGCGCUGUUACGCGAGGCGCUGGAGGCGAGCCGAGAGACGCUCGGCGACAACCACCCGGACACGCUCACCUCGAUCAACAACCUCGGCAUGCUGCUGGAGGCCAAGGGCGACCUGGACGGCGCGGAGGCGCUGCUUCGCGAGGCGCUGGAGGCGAGGCGAGAGACUCUCGGCGACAGGCAUCCGAGGACGCUCACCUCGAUCUACAACCUCGGCUCGCUGCUACAGGACAAGGGCGACUUGGAGGGCGCGGAGGCGCUAAAACGCGAGGCGCUGGAGGGGCAGCGAGAGACGCUCGGCGACCGGCACCCGAACACGCUCACUUCAAUCAGCAACCUCGGCUCGCUGCUGAACGCCAAGGGCGACCUGGACGGCGCGGAGGCGCUGCUUCGCGAGGCACUGGAGGCGAUGCGGGAGACGCUCGGCGACCGGCACCCGAACACGCUCACCUCGAUCAACAACCUCGGCCAGCUGCUGAACGCCAAGGGCGACUUGGAAGGCGCGGAGGCGCUGCUUCGCGAGGCGCUGGAGGCGAUGCGGGAGACGCUCGGCGACCGGCACCCGAACACGCUCGGCUCGAUCAACGACCUCGGCUCGCUGCUGCACAGGAAGGGCGACUUGGACGGCGCGGAGGUGCUGUGUCGCGAGGCACUGGAGGCGAGCCGAGUGGCACUCGGCGACAACCACCCGGACACGCUGUUCUCGAUCAACAACCUCGGCUCGCUGCUGCACAGGAAGGGCGACUUGGAAGGCGCGGAGGCGCUGCUUCGCGAGGCGCUGGAGGCGCAGCGAGAGACGCUCGGCGACCGGCACCCGAACACGCUCACCUCGAUCAACGACCUCGGCUCGCUGCUGAACGCCAAGAGCGACGUGGACGGCGCGGAGACGCUGCUUCGCGAGGCGCUGGAGGCGAGGCGAGAGACGCUCGGCGUCCUGCACCAGAACACGCUCACUUCAAUCAGCAACCUCGGCUCGCUGCUGAACGCCAAGGGCGACUUGGGCGGCGCGGAGGCGCUGCUUCGCGAGGCGCUGGAGGCGAUGCGGGAGACGCUCGGCGACAGGCAUCCGGACACGCUCACCUCGAUCAGCAGCCUCGGCUCGCUGCUGGAGGCCAAGGGCGACCUGGGCGGCGCGGAGGCGCUGUUACGCGAGGCGCUGGAGGGGCAGCGAGAGACGCUCGGCGACAGGCACCCGAGCACGCUCGGCUCGAUCAACAACCUCGGCGAGCUGCUGAAGGCCAAGGGCGACCUGGACGGCGCGGCGUUGCUGCUUCGCGAGGCGCUGGAGGCGAGCCGAGAGACGCUCGGCGACAGGCAUCCGAGGACGCUCACCUCGAUCAGCAACCUCGGCUCGCUGCUGGAGGCCAAGGGCGACCUGGGCGGCGCGGAGGCGCUGUUACGCGAGGCGCUGGAGGGGCAGCGAGAGACGCUCGGCGUCCGGCACCCGGACACGCUCGCCUCGAUCAACAACCUCGGCCAGCUGCUGCACGCCAAGGGCGACCUGGACGGCGCGGCGUUGCUGCUUCGCGAGGCGCUGGAGGCGAGCCGAGAGACGCUCGGCGACAGGCAUCCGAGGACGCUCACCUCGAUCUACAACCUCGGCUCGCUGCUACAGGACAAGGGCGACUUGGAGGGCGCGGAGGCGCUAAAACGCGAGGCGCUGGAGGCGCAGCGAGAGACGCUCGGCGACCGGCACCCGAGCACGCUCAAGUCGAUCAACAACCUCGGCACGCAGCUGCUGAAGGCCAAGGCCGACUUGGACGGCGCGGAGGCGCUGUUCCGCGAGGCGCUGGAGGCGCAGCGAGAGACGCUCGGCGACAGGCAUCCGAGCACGCUCACCUCGAUCAGCAACCUCGGCUUGCUGCUGUACGCCAAGGGCGACUUGGAAGGCGCGGAGGCGCUGCUUCGCGAGGCGCUCGAGGGGCUUCGAGCCGUGUUGGGCGACAACCACUCGAACACACGCUCAGCGCUGCAAAGUGUGAUGGCGUGCAAGAGAGCGCUCGCCGCCAGUCGGCCGAAGCAGGGUCAAAAUGAGCGAUGCGCUUGCGGCUCGGGUCUCAAGUUCAAAAAGUGCCACGGCAAGCCGUAGUUUUCUUAUACGCACAACAUAAAAGUCUC
This is a messenger RNA of Emiliania huxleyi CCMP1516, 4604 nucleotides long. RefSeq lists its product as hypothetical. Bases 1 to 4575 code for a protein of 1524 amino acids. Lineage: Eukaryota; Haptophyta; Isochrysidales; Noelaerhabdaceae. The transcript is spliced from 2 exons. Gene Ontology annotation, molecular function: protein binding. The record is from RefSeq and is a predicted model, not a curated record.